UCUCUACCGAAACCUUUCCAUUUUCUCUAUAAAUACAGCUCUACCCAAAACCUUUCCAUUUUCUUUUUAAAUACAGCUAUCCCUUAAACCAUUAUAUACCAUCUCAUCUUUAAUCAUCAUUACUAAUUCCAAACCCCCUCAGAGACAAGAGGAAGAGAAAGAGACAUGGAGUCCAAAAAUUCAAUCUUGCUAAGCCUUUUGAUGCUACAAUGUCUCUCACUCCUUUGUGUUUCACAAUCACAGGAUUUCGAUUUCUUCUACUUUGUCCAACAGUGGCCUGGAUCAUACUGUGACACAAAGCAAAGUUGUUGCUACCCAAACACUGGGAAGCCUUCUGCAAAUUUUGGCAUUCAUGGGCUUUGGCCUAAUUACAAGGAUGGUUCUUACCCUUCAAAUUGUGAUCCUAACAAUUCCUUUAAUCAGGCUAAGAUAUCAGACCUCAUAAGCAAUAUGCAAAAAAAUUGGCCAUCACUAGCUUGCCCCAGUAGCAACAGUAUACAAUUUUGGACACACGAGUGGGAGAAACAUGGGACAUGCUCAGAGUCUGUACUUAACCAACAUGGAUACUUUGAUACAGCUCUCAGUUUGAAAGGGAAGACAAACCUCCUUAAAGCUCUUAAAAGUGCAGGAAUAAAUCCAGAUGGGAGCUCUUACAGCUUACAGAACAUAAAAAAUGCAAUAAAAGGUGCAAUUGGAUAUACUCCAUGGAUAGAGUGCAAUGUGGAUGCAUCUGGAAAUAGCCAGCUUUACCAGAUUUACCUCUGUGUGGAUACUUCUGGGUCAAGCCUAAUCGAAUGCCCUGUGUUUCCUAAGGGAAAAUGUGGUUCAGAGAUUGAGUUCCCUUCCUUUUAAAAAAUGGUGGUGAUAACCAUUUUAUGAUAUCAUUUCUACCCUCUUAUCAUCAAUUCAAAGUCAUCAUUGUUUUGAUGACCAAUACUGUACGUUCAACUAAUAUAAGAAUGUUAAUUAAUUCAAAAGGGGGUGGUGUUUCUUCAUAAA
Messenger RNA from Quercus robur (English oak), 999 nucleotides. RefSeq names its product extracellular ribonuclease LE-like. Gene Ontology annotation, cellular component: extracellular region. The transcript has 4 exons. The record is from RefSeq and is a predicted model, not a curated record. Gene Ontology annotation, biological process: RNA catabolic process. Lineage: Eukaryota; Viridiplantae; Streptophyta; Magnoliopsida; Fagales; Fagaceae. Gene Ontology annotation, molecular function: ribonuclease T2 activity; RNA binding. The coding region runs from base 166 to 852 and encodes 228 amino acids.